This is a messenger RNA of Pyrus x bretschneideri (Chinese white pear), 1716 nucleotides long. Its product is annotated as general transcription factor IIF subunit 2. The transcript has 6 exons. Lineage: Eukaryota; Viridiplantae; Streptophyta; Magnoliopsida; Rosales; Rosaceae. The record is from RefSeq and is a predicted model, not a curated record. The coding region runs from base 335 to 1171 and encodes 278 amino acids. Gene Ontology annotation, cellular component: transcription factor TFIIF complex. Gene Ontology annotation, biological process: transcription by RNA polymerase II; transcription initiation at RNA polymerase II promoter.
UACACGUAAUAUAAUGUAAGUGAAACAGUAAGACUGUACGAUGUUUGUAACUUUUGCCGUUUAGCCACUAGUGUUAUGGUAUGGUCUAAUAGCUUUUUUUUUUUUCUUCUUAAUUUUAAGUGGUUUUAAAUUGACGGCAAAUUAACAUUGAUUCAUUAUGUGGUUUAGCCCGACAAUACAGUAUUAUUGUUGGCGAUUGUUUGACAUAGCCCUAACACCCAACACAAAAUCUUUGUAUACAAAUAUAAUCAUAGUCCAUUGCGUGUUUGUCGCAGAAAGAUCAGGAAAAACCGUUGGUGAAACUGUUUGAGCAAAUAAACAAUGAACAAACCGUAUGGCCGUGGCGCCAACCAAGUGCCAAAAGAUGGAGGAGCAAAAGCGGCAACAAGGCAAUAACAAUGUCGUGAAUCGGCGUUAUUUGGAGACCAACAGAGAAAAUAUUCCGGUGUUCCUCAUGAAAUCUCCCCCGCUCGUCUCUCGCUGUCUGAAACCUGAUGUCUCCUCCGCCUCCGCUUCUGAUCAACAGCAGUCUUCUCCCGCUGUUGCCAAGUUGGUUCUCUCUUUUGACCCUAUCGCCGAGGUCAACGAGUUCACCAUGGAACUGGCGGCCACGAAAUCUGAAAACGUACCCAAGUGUUACGCUUUGGAUAUGUUUGAAGACGCCCUUCCAAUGUCCGUGUUUUCUGAGUCAUCGCAAGGGACGUUAUCCGUGGAGGGGAAGAUAUUGCAGAAAUUUGAUAUGAAGCCCCAUAGUGAGAACCUUGAGAACUAUGGGAAACUUUGCCGCGAAAGGACCAAAAAAUAUAUGAAGCGAAGAAAGAUUCAGGUGAUGAACAACGACAAUGGGGCUCAUAUGAGGCCCAGGCCAGGGAUGAUGAUUGGUUUCGUGUCUCCUGGACCCAGCGAGAAAAAGAAAAUGCCAACGAAGGGGUCAGACAUGAAAAGAACAAGGAAGGACCGCGGAGAAAUGGAAGAUAUCAUGUUUAAUCUCUUUGAACAGAAACCAAAUCGGACGUUAAGGCAACUGAUCCAAGAGACUAACCAACCAGAACAAUUUUUGAAGGACAUACUCAAGGAUCUUUGUAUCUACAACAACAAGGGAGCUAAUCAAGGGACGUAUGAGCUGAAACCGGAAUACAGGAAAUCAGUCGAGGAGCCAACUCCGGAUUAGGUUGUAUGAUAUUGAUUUACUUUCGCUAACACGCACCUUUUCCGGGCAGAUACCUCUCUUAACUGAUCAUUACUAGUUUUAUUUAUGAACAACUAAUGCUACGGGCUUCACCAGUUUCGUUUGCACAGUUUGUAGGUUUAGGAUUUCAUGGCAGCAGAUUUUGCAGCAUUUUGUGGAGAACCAAUCUGCAUAUUAUGCCAAUAUGUUGGAAGGCUUCAAGAACUCAAAUCAUCAUUCGAAAUUGUUUACAUCCAUAUCUUUGUCAUGGGUACAUCGCCACAUGAUGUUCUGUCCCGAUGAAACAAGGACAUGUGAAUAAAAAAUUUACACAAAUCUUUAUUUUAUCGAUAUAGAACACCACAAUGACAGUAUACCCGUCAUUCUACAUAUAUGGAGUACUCCUUUUUUUAAGUAUUGAAAAUGCACUGGCGUUCAGAGUCUCAGAUGGCUUUUGUAUGAGACUGACUAAAAUUCAGCAUAAAAUGGUUAAUAUAUUUGGGGAUUGUAUUUGAACUUUCAAAAUAAGAAAUAAUUAUUUUAUUUUA